AUGGGAAGACAUAGAGGUGGAGCUCGUAGUGGGUCUCGUGGAGGAGCUCGUGGCGGUGCACGCGGAAGAGGCCGCGGUAGAGGAAGAGGAGGGUCUAGCAGAGGAGGAUUUGCCAGGAGUAGGGGCAACUACGGUGGCCAAUACCCUGAGUUGAUGGAUUUUGAUGAUAACAUAUUCAUUCCCGGAGGCGGAAGAGUAGAUCCACGCAGUUUUGAGAGAAAGCACAUGGGACUUGGUUCGGAACUGGUGUACACACAGGAUCACGAGGAACUCAGCAUGAGGGGUCCUAUACGAAAGAGGCCUCCUAUCACUUUUGUGCUAGCAAAAGAAGUUUAUGAUCCGUCAAAGUUAGUGAAGGAGUUUGUUUCUAUGAAAAUUCAUCAAGUUGCAAAGACUGAUGAGAACAUUGAAGAUUUUACCGACAUAUCCAAGGACCUGGAUGCUGUUCUUUAUGAUUCUGAGAGUGAGUCAGAGGAGUCUUUGUACGAGGAAGAGGAAGAAGAGGCAGAUGAGAGUGAAAAAGGUUUUGAAAGCGAUCCAGGUGAUUUGGGCGACUCAGGUGUUGAUAUGGUUGUUGGUUCUGGCGGCGAAGGAUUCGAAGAAGUCGCUACAGUUGAGGACUCUUCCAACACCAAUCUUGCGAGUCUUGAUUCUUUGGACUCAAAUCAUACCUCAGACUCGGAUUCCGCUUCCGAAACGAUCCCCUUUGAAAUAGAUACCCAAGGAGACCCAGACCAUUCUCAGAACAGAAAACCAGUUUCUGAGAUGAAACUGCCUUCCAAUGAACCACCAAAGCUCAUGAAUAUACCCACGCCCGUUGUUGUUAAAAGGGAAAGAGAUACAGAAAAACGCUCGAUAAGAGUAGGUGGAGUUGACUUCUCUCUUCAAACUGACCUUGGAGAAACAUACAUUGAGCUUCCAGCCAAGAGCAAAGCGAGCUUCAGGUUUGCAAAGGAGCCCAAAGCCAUUGAGUUUUUGGACGAGGAUGAGGACUUUGAUGAAGAUGUUGAUGACGAUAUUGACGACGAGUUCCACUACUACAAAGAGAACAUACCACAAGACCAAGACAUGGAUUCUGCGUCUGAAACUGACUCGGAACCUGCCUAUGGUUUGCUUCCUGAGGACUUUAUAGACUUUGAUCUCACCAGUGUCAAGGUGGAGAACAUCAGAGAAUCGCCGGUUGGGAACAGAUAUUUCGUUCAAAGUGGACCGUUAUUCGGGGACUUGGACUUCAGAUGGGUUGACCAUUGGGAUCUAUCUGAUCUGCUCAUAGAGAAAGGAUUCAAUGAGACGAGAUUCGGGGCUUUCAUCAAGCAUUUGACCAAAGAACUGACUCAGUCUGAUCCCGAGCCUGAAUAUGAUUACCCGUUCUCAGACACUUCAGAGGACGAUGAAAGCGAAGAUGACGAAGGUCUUCAGGACCUCGUGAAUUUCAACUUCAACAGAGCUGUUCAUCAUGAACUGGACUCCAACGAGCCUCUCAAGACUCGCGGAAAGGGUAAAAAGAAGAGGCUGGAUACCUCUAUGUUGGACUUAGAUCCAAGCAUGAUCCAGAGUCUGGAAGCUUCCUUCGAAGCUCGCAAUCGUUCGAAGAUCGGAAAGAAGAAAAACAAAAAGAGCACCAGUAUGUACGAUCUCAGCAUUUUAUACCCCACCGCGAUCACUAUCGAGGAAAUCCUCGAGGAAAUCGACCUGUUCUUCAAUGACGACGAAAGGCAGACUCUUGAAUUCCCUCCAUUCAACAACCACGCACAGAAAAUGAUCACGUGGAUUGCGAAUGAAUACCACCUCAAGACCAGAAUCUUUGGGCAGGGGCUCUCUAAAUAUGCUGUGCUGAUAAAGAAGGCCAAAACCUACAACUCAGAACCAGACUAUGAUGCUGCCAGAAGCUAUCUCCAAAAGCGUGUGACAUUCUUCAGAUCGGAGCUCGUUUCGAAAGGCUCGAGGAAUGGCACCAGUACCAGCACCAAGAACAAAUCCUCCAAACUCAGACUCCAAGAGGGUGAGGUGGUUGGAGAUGGAGCUCCGGCCAUUGGUCAGGAGAAUAUCGGUAGACGGUUGUUGGAGAAGUUGGGUUGGACUCAAGGUUCGGGUCUGGGAGUGGAAAAUAUGGGAAUCAGCGAGCCUAUACUUGCCAAGAUGAAAAAUUCAAAAUCCGGAUUGAGGUAG
Molecule: messenger RNA, 2169 nt
Organism: Kuraishia capsulata CBS 1993
Lineage: Eukaryota; Fungi; Ascomycota; Pichiomycetes; Pichiales; Pichiaceae
Exons: 1
Coding region: 1-2169 (722 amino acids)
Molecular function (GO): nucleic acid binding
Source: RefSeq, a predicted model, not a curated record